Hydractinia symbiolongicarpus is the source of this 1795-nucleotide messenger RNA. RefSeq lists its product as uncharacterized. The record is from RefSeq and is a predicted model, not a curated record. The transcript is spliced from 2 exons. The coding region runs from base 661 to 987 and encodes 108 amino acids. NCBI's taxonomy places the organism in Eukaryota, Metazoa, Cnidaria, Hydrozoa, Anthoathecata, Hydractiniidae.
UAAGAAAACGAAGAAAGGGUAUGUUUUUAGCUAGCUAGUAUAUCACUAUUCCUUUACAUGUAAUGAACUCUUUCUUAUUCUCACUCACACUUAAGGCUAGCUAGCAUAAAACUACUGACUGAGCUGGCUGGCAUAAAAUAGAGCAAUAGAACAAACAUAUAACAUAUACAGCUAGCAUAAAACUGGCUACAGAGCUAGCAUAAAUUUAACUACUUAGCUGGCAUAAAAUUAGCUAAUUAGGGUAGCAUAAAAUUAUCUACAUAGCUAGCAUAGAAAAAUUUUUUCACGGCUGUUUCGCUACGGUCAAACCGCGGAGAAAAUUAAAAUGGCUUCCACAAUUUUUUUUGAAAUUUUGUAUUUUUAUCAUUUUUUAAAGGGGCACUCCAGUGAAAAAAAAUAUUUGAAAAAAAUGUUAUUUUUAUAAGACAAUACAUAAAUAUGUCAAAAUAAACCUUUUACAAUCGUUAAAAAUCUUUAUUUAUACCUUAAUCGCGUCCGUAAACAUCUUCAAUUUCAAAUAAAUUUGCAAGGUCGCGUAAAGUCGAGAGGACUAGGUCCGAAUAAAUUAGCAUACGUCACAUCGUGCAAAAAGUCCGUGAGCUCAGCAGCACGCCUUCUAAAAGUUUUGUUUACUUACUGUUUACAUUGUUCGUUGAUAAGAUGUCUUGUAAUAAUGACGAAGAAUAUAACUUAGAAAGCUCAGAAUCGGAUAAUUCUCUUCAUGAAAAAGACUUUACAAAGCUACAGCCAUACGAAUUUGAACCUCUUGUGUCUGACGAGGAAGAAGUUAGUAACGGUGUAGAAAAUGACGAGGUUUCUUUUACUGAUGCAGAGCCACGUACGGGUAAUGCAAAUUGGUGUGAAUGUGGAAAUUGUAGAGCAAUGGAAACCGAUACUGAAAGCGUGUGCUGUGUCGAGUCGAGUGCUUUUCUGAGUACGUAUAAAACAAAAAAGAAAAAAGUGAUUUUUACUGGAGUUCCCCUUUAAGUUUUUGAAACUUUUUUUGUAUUGUUUUAAUUUUACUGAAAUAAAAAGUAUUAAAACGACCUACUUUUCUACUUUUUUAAUAUAUAAAUAUGUUAUACAUGUGUGUUAUGGAUUUCGAGUUAUUUCGUCGAAAAAAACACACAAAAUUAAAAAAAACAUUAUUUUUGGCGAAAGUAUACCAUCUUUCCAACCUCGUGGCAACGCCGCGCUAGUAGCUACGGACUUGACAGUUGGUAUGGGGGCCUGGAAACAAGAUUCUAUCGCCCAGUACCGUGCACCGUUCGUCUCACAAACUAUAAACUACUUAAAUUUUAAGUUAAAGUCUUCUUCAGGCGCUAAAAAAGAGAAGAAAAAGUUCCCAAAGUGGUGCACGGGAAUUUGGUUGGUGUGAUCCCUUUUCUGCCUAAUUAAAUAAGUAUCUAAACUUCUAAGAGAGUCAUAGCGAUGCCAUUUAAUGUUUUGUUAGGUAUGGUUUUUCUCAAAAAAAUUACGGCGGCGUGGUGUUUACCUUGGACUUGAUUGCUCGACCCGGGAAUCCUGGUUCGAAACCGGAAUUUUUCGAAAAUGUUGGAAUAAGCGAGACAACGGUGUCUUUGCAAUUUUUUAGCUAGCUAAAGUUUGGCAGAGCACGAGUUAAGACUUUGGUGGGCUUUCUCAAGAUGAAAUUGUUGAAUUCAAAGAUGUUUUUAGCUACCUAGCUAGCUAAUCUUGGCUUUAACACAAGAUUGGGUGCUAUUUUAUACAGUUUAUAAAGAAACACAAAAUGAUUGCUUUGUAUAUAUAUAAUAAAUAAAAUAUUUAUGCACAA